This is a messenger RNA of Rotaria sp. Silwood1, 1410 nucleotides long. The record is from the annotation of a GenBank genome assembly. NCBI's taxonomy places the organism in Eukaryota, Metazoa, Rotifera, Eurotatoria, Philodinida, Philodinidae.
AUGAGAAAUAAAGUUGUAUAUUUUAAUAUUUUUAAUGAUGUGAAUCCUUCUGUAAAUAUAUACUGCUUGAAAGAUUUACAAACACUUCAAUUAAUAAAUACCAAUUUACCAAUACUACCUGACAUAAAAAAUUUUCAAAAUUUGACAUCAUUAACAAUUCGAUCCGACAAUGGUGCUAUUGGUAGGCAUUUACCAUCUGAAUUCGGACAAUUAAAAUAUUUAUCAACUUUACAAUUAUCGAAUAUUCAAAAUCUUGAAGAUUUACCUGAUGAUAUUGAAUAUUUCGUUCGCUUAUCAUCAUUAACAUUAGAGAAUAUACCAAACUUGAGUCGAAUACCUGACAAAAGUAUUGGUAAAUUAACUGAGCUUAAAACUUUAAAUUUAACUGAUUUACCAAAUUUAACAACUAUUCCAUCAACAAUAAAUAAUUUUGAACAAUUGAGUACAUUCGAAAUAACUAAAACAAGUAUUAAAAGAUUAAAUUUAGAAAAAAUAAAUAGUUUAUCUGAUUUAAUAAUAACAUUUAAUUCAUUAUUACAAACAAUUGAAAUUACUAAUAUGGCAUCAUUAAGUUUCAUAAAGGUUCAAAAUAAUAGUGAACUAUCAACAGUAAAUAUUCAGAAUUUAUAUUACUUAGGAAGAUUACAUAUAUUAUCAAAUACAAAAUUAAUUUCUGUCAAUAUUGCAAAUGUAUCAAAUGGUGACAUACUAUCAAUCGCUAAUAAUCCACAAUUAAUCACAGUUACGUUAAAAAAUAUAUCUGGUUUAAGAACUUUUGAAACCAAUUCAUUAUUCAAUCUUAAAUCCAUUUCAUUUGACAAUAUACCAUAUUUAUAUAAUGUCAGUAUUAGAUCAACUUCUUACUUGGAAACAGUUUCAUUUAUUAAGGUACCAUCAAUGCGAUAUCUUGAUUUAUCUGGAUGUCAAUUGACAACGUUUCCAGAAAGUAUUUUAAAAUUAAAAUCUUUAAUCAAUUUAAUUAUGGUAUCAAAUCAAUUAUCAACAUUACCAUCAACUUUAUCAUCUGAUUUACCUAAUUUAAAAGUUUUUAAUUUAGCAAAUAAUAAUUUUCAAGGAAAUAUGUUUCAACCAGCACUAUUUUAUAUUCGUGAACUUUAUCUAAGCAACAAUUUGUUGACAUCCAUUUAUGGUAUUCAAGAAUAUAAAUCUUUAAAUCGAUUAGAAUUAGAUUAUAAUCAUAUUGGAUUGAUUCCACUUGAAAUUAUGCAUUUAUCAACAACAUUGGAAAUAUUAACAAUAAAUUAUAAUAAAUUAAAUCAUAUUCCAUAUCAAAUAACAAAUAUGAGAUCAUUAAGAUCGUUUUCUGCUACAAAUAAUCCUAUUUCAAUUUACGAACAACAGAAUAUCCUAAAAAUAUUUUCACAAUCACCUAUAAAAUUUAGAAUUUGA